ACUAUUAAAUUGUUUUCUACUUCAGGCCUAAGACAAGCCAUGCUAGCUUUAGAAUCAGCGACAUUAGAGGUUAAACGAUACAUGUUGGACGAAGCCAGUAUUAUUUACGAAUGCAAAACCUGCAAUAACAUGUUCAGAUCCCUUGGAAAUCUGAUUGCACACAAACGAACCUUCUGCAAUAGUAGAUACUCACAGAUAAAACAUAUAUACUCAGACAAAGUUGGGAAGGAUUUUGCCUCAUCACAAACAGUUUUUAUAGAAAAUGAAAAGGUCGAGACCGUGGUACCUGAGGAACCCUUUGAUCUCCAGGCAUACAGUCCCAGCUUGAAUUUACUGAAGGAAGCUGAAAUAUUACGAGAGCUAAAGGUUGAACCUGCUAGAAGUCGCCUCCUGCCUCCCAGAAAAGAAGGUUUACAACGUAUUGUUGACAGAUUGGCCGCUAGGAUUGAACCCUCAGAAAGGAAUGAUAUCCUCUUGUUGGAACCAAUGGUGGAAAAUAGUUCGGCUGUAUUUCAGACCCUCGCAACUAUAGAAACCACAGGGAUGGAUGUCAAACAAUUGAGCAGAGAUAAAUCAGAGACUGUUGUUGUUGCACCAUCAGGGCUUCCUUUAACUAAAGGCUCUUUACCAAAUGUUGAGAGACCCUGCAGCCCCUGUAGUUCGGAUAAUAGUAAAGAAAAUAACGAGGUAGAAAAGGUUUGGAGGUACCCUUGCCCCAUCUGCAAGGGGAAACGAGUCUACUAUUCAAAAAUCUUCACAGUGUACAAGCAUAUAGAAAGACAUCACAACAAAAGCUUGGACGAAGCUAAGCUCAUGAGAAAAAAGAUCAAGGUGAAAAUUCACAAAAAUAAUAACUUAUCAAACUUAUUAUAACUUAUAAAAAAAAAC
Eurytemora carolleeae is the source of this 888-nucleotide messenger RNA. RefSeq names its product zinc finger protein 800. NCBI's taxonomy places the organism in Eukaryota, Metazoa, Arthropoda, Copepoda, Calanoida, Temoridae. The transcript is spliced from 12 exons. The record is from RefSeq and is a predicted model, not a curated record. The coding region runs from base 40 to 873 and encodes 277 amino acids.